AAGGUUGUCCAGUUCUUGGCCAAAGUAAGACUCUGCUUCUGUUUAGGGAUAGAAGACAAGGAAGGAUCCUGUGCUGUAUGAACCUUUCCGCUUAUUUCGUUUUGUUGUACUGUCAUUGUGUGGUUUUGUGGAAGGAACAUCAGAUGUUUACUUAACUCUUAAAGGCCCAUUUGGUGCUGAGAAAGGGCCUGUUAGUGUCUUGUCUACAUGGUCCACAAAAAAGGUUCACAGCGUGUGGUCCAAAAGCAGCAUGCUUUCAUCUAAACUUCAUUCUAGGGAGCUACUUUUUUGCAAGAGGGCUAAUUGGAAAACCCUCCCUUGAAUGGAGGUAUAUUUUUUUAGCAAAAUAAAGUAAGCUGACAAGCUGCUUAUCACUAGAAAUAGAACUCGUACUUGGAUGAGGAUUAAUAAUCACCCAUCAACCUCAAGGUAUACCUAGUAGGUGACCACCAUCCAUUCUAUUGAACACAACACUAUGCCUUUGAUACCUCAGCAGUUAAGUCUGAGAAAUGUUCUGCCUGGGUGUCUUAGAACCCUCAGAAUUGCCCACUAUUACCCGUAUUUCUGUCCUGGGGGUGAAGGAUUUGAGAGUGGUCUUUGACACUCCUAUUGGUGAUAUAACAGUAUGCAGAUGGUAAUGCUCAACCGAUUUUCCUUGUUCCAAGUAUCUUGUCCAGAAAUGGCUAGAGCAUUGUUCCUAAAAACUUUAUGUACUUAAGGUUCACCAGAUUGGGUCUGGGCUCAUUUAAUAGAUGUGGAGUGGGACUGGGUGAUUCUGAACGAGGUGGUCUGCUAAUCAAACUUUGAGAAGCACUGGGCAGGAGAACUGCUGAAAAGCAAGGGUGGUCAACCCUAAGAAUCUGCUGCAUCGUUUUGCCCACCAGCAGUGGUCUCAGGGCCACAGAUGCUUAAUAGGUCUAGGUAGUAGUUUAUACUGAAGGGCUGGGUCUGCAAGUGAGGGAAGUGCUGAACUUGGCAAGCUGGAGUUCAUUUUUUUAAAGUUAUAUAUUUAUUGAAUGUGCCUGUGUUCAGACAGCCAAGACCCUCCAGUGGACAGCACUGACUAUUCCCUGAUCUCAUGGCAUUUGCAGUUUAGCAGCAACCCAUAGCCUCAAUUAACAGAUAAACAUCUUGACUUGUGUUGAUCAGAAGGCACAGGACAGAGUUCUUUCAGCACUCACAGCAGGUCAUUCCUGGUGACUCUUAAUGUGACUCAAAGCCAAAACUUCCAAUGAAGAGAAAGGGCCUAGAACCAUGAAGACAACAGUCGUAAAAGUGCAGGUAUUCUGUAGGCCUCGCCUAGGCUCACCAGGAACUUUAGAAAGCUCACUUAGUAAAAUCUCCUUUUGAGGUUCAAAGUGAUUUCAGGGAAAGCUAGAUUCCCUAGUCUUGGGGCCCCUCUAACUUUUCAAGAUGGGAAGCCAAGGCUUGGACCAGUCAUCACUGGAUGCCAUAGUCCCCUUCUCUCAUUGCUCAGCCCUUCAUUAUAGGGGCUCCAGCUCCAGGGCUCUAGCAUUUUCUUAGUUGGUCUUCUCUCUGGGUCUUCUUUAUCCCUUUGAGUGUGAACUUUCACCCUGUAGUACAUCAAGAAGUCAAAUUUGACAGAUUAAAGUUAGAACUGAUAGUGUUUAAGUGCUGCCUACUCCCUGGGGAAGAGAAUUCUCAGAUUCCUUUAGAGCCUUCCAGGGAAGAAAGUUAGGGUAUGGAAUGGCUAUAAGGCAGUGGAUUGCUACCACUUCAGAGGAUCUCCAGUUUUCAGCUCUGACUCAGCAGUUUCCUUUUCCUGAAGCUCAGCCUUUUCCACAAAAUGUUACCAUUGUCAGGAACCUUUAAAUCACCUACCACUUUGCUGCAGGGAGCUGUCAUUUCAUCUUUUGACGGCUCAUCUAAAAUAGUCUAAUACCUAAAACAGGAGGAGUCAAAAUUGCUUCCUGUCUUGGGGCAGAAUUCAGAAAAUUGCCUAUAGUGUCCCCUUUUUUCCCCAAAAAACUGUUAAUAUUUAGUUUAUACCAAGCAGACCCAGGAACAGUUUACAUUAUUUCUUGCCUUUUAUUUUUUAUUAGUGAUGUAUUGUUUUCCUUUAUAUUGGAAGCAUGUAACAAUUUUAUUGGCAACUCUGGUUCAGACGUGAGUGAAGGAGUUCUGAAGAACUGCAGGAAACCUUGAAAGCAGCCUAAAGUGCCUCCUUCAACGGCAAGAGCUUAGGGGUGUUGAGAGGGGAAAGCUGCGCCACCUGUUGGGCUUUUAAGUUAUGGCUUCCAAGGAAACUCUUCAUGUCUGUCAAGACAGUUUCAAUUUUGUGCUACAAUUCCCUAAAUCCCUACAAUUAGGGGUGAUAAUUUGCCAACCGUCAUGAGAUGAGAUGUCUUCUGGGUUUUGAAAUGAGUAGAUUUCUGGUUACACUUUAGUUUUCUAUAAUGAAUGUGAAAAAAACCCUUGAUGAAUUAUCAAUACCUAUGUAAUAGUUAUAGUAAAGCAGUGGAAUUAUUAUUUAAUCUCAUUUUGUUUUUUGAGUACAGCCAAAUGCUAUUAUUGUUAUGGCAUGGAUUUGUUCCAGAUGGUGUUGUAAAGUUGGAUUUUCAAGGGGAAAAAAAAAAAAGGAAAUUGGCCUGAGUACUGUUAAAAAAAAUCCUAUUUGAAAAGUAUAUUCAACUCCCAAAUACUUUUCCUUUAUUGCUUUAUUAACUAAUUAAAUUACACAAAACCCCUAGACCCCAUUCAGAUUUUCUUUUCCAGUUAGUGGUUUUCAUUGUAUAACAUUUCAGGAUUCCUUUCGAACAGCUCUUAAAUGAAUGGUUGCACACUGCAAAGACCCCCAGUCAUCCUUUAUGCCCUGGAUGAGCCCCUUUGCCCUGAAAGAGGUAACCUCCUAAUCUCUGUGUUCCAGAGUAGCACAUCUCAAACUUCAGGGUGUACCCAGGCCACCUGGGGGUCUUGUUAAAAUGCAAUUUCUGAUUCAGUAGGUCUGGGGUGGGGCCCAAGAUACUGCAUUUCUAACAAGCUUCCAGGUGAUGCUCAUGCUGCUAGUCUGUGAACCACACUUUUUGAGUAGCAGGGCUCUAGAGGUAGAUCUUAUUAAUUAGGCUAUUUCAUAUGGGAAAUCUGGGCUUGUCUGCUGUGGAUAUAUAUCUUUAUUCAUAUUCCACCCACCUAACUUUGAAGAAGAAAGAUGCCUAUUUUUUUUCCCCACAAUUCCUUUCUUCCACUCCCUGCCCUAUCCCUUCCUCCCCUUCUUGAACAGAGGCUGCUUAGCUUAGCAUUGGCAGGAGUCCCUCUGAGGAUUUGAUUUUUAAAAACCAUUGAAGAGGUGUAAAGGAACUUGCUUGCUGAAAGGAAAAGGAAGAGUGGCUGGGCCUCCCUCAGGUCAUCCCUGUCCUGAGCAGGCACCUGGGAACAUUUUACUGGCAUAGUCUUCAGAGAAUGACCCAGGUAAAGUCAUGAAGCUGAGCCCCAAAGCAGAAGAAGUAGCUACGUUCUUUGCAAAAAUGCUCGACCAUGAAUAUACUACUAAGGAAAUAUUUAGGAAAAAUUUCUUUAAAGACUGGAGAAAGGAAAUGAGUAAUGAAGAGAAGAAUAUUAUCACCAGCCUAAGCAAAUGUGAUUUCACUCAGAUGAGCCAGUAUUUCAAAGCCCAGACGGAAGCACGAAAACAGAUGAGCAAAGAAGAGAAGCUGAAAAUCAAAGAGGAGAAUGAAAAAUUAUUGAAGGAAUAUGGCUUUUGUGUUAUGGAUAACCACAGAGAGAGAAUUGCCAACUUCAAGAUAGAGCCUCCUGGGCUUUUCCGUGGCCGUGGCAACCACCCCAAGAUGGGCAUGCUGAAAAGACGGAUCAUGCCCGAGGAUAUAAUCAUCAACUGUAGCAAAGAUGCCAAGGUUCCUUCUCCUCCUCCAGGACAUAAGUGGAAAGAGGUCCGACAUGAUAACAAGGUUACUUGGCUGGUCUCCUGGACAGAGAAUAUCCAGGGUUCCAUUAAAUACAUCAUGCUGAACCCCAGUUCACGGAUCAAGGGUGAGAAAGACUGGCAGAAAUACGAGACCGCUCGGCGGCUGAAGAAAUGUGUAGACAAGAUCCGGAACCAAUAUCGAGAAGACUGGAAGUCCAAAGAGAUGAAAGUGCGGCAGAGAGCCGUAGCCCUGUACUUCAUUGACAAGCUUGCACUGAGAGCAGGCAAUGAGAAGGAGGAAGGAGAAACAGCAGACACUGUGGGUUGCUGCUCACUUCGCGUGGAGCACAUCAGUCUACAUCCAGAGUUGGAUGGUCAGGAAUAUGUGGUAGAGUUUGACUUCCUUGGGAAGGACUCCAUCAGAUACUAUAACAAAGUCCCCGUUGAAAAACGAGUUUUUAAGAACCUGCAGCUAUUUAUGGAGAACAAGCAGCCUGAGGAUGAUCUUUUUGAUAGACUCAAUACUGGUAUUCUAAAUAAGCAUCUUCAGGAUCUCAUGGAGGGCUUGACAGCCAAGGUAUUCCGUACAUACAAUGCCUCCAUCACGCUACAGCAGCAGCUAAAAGAACUCACAGCCCCGGAUGAGAACAUCCCCGCAAAGAUCCUUUCUUAUAACCGUGCCAAUCGAGCUGUUGCAAUUCUUUGUAACCAUCAGAGGGCACCACCAAAAACUUUUGAGAAGUCUAUGAUGAACUUGCAGUCUAAGAUUGAUGCCAAAAAGGAACAGCUAGCAGAUGCCCGGAGAGACCUGAAAAGCGCUAAGGCUGAUGCCAAGGUCAUGAAGGAUGCGAAGACCAAGAAGGUGGUGGAGUCAAAGAAAAAGGCUGUGCAGAGACUGGAGGAGCAGUUGAUGAAGCUGGAAGUUCAGGCCACAGACCGAGAGGAGAAUAAACAAAUUGCCUUGGGAACCUCCAAACUCAAUUAUCUGGACCCUCGGAUUUCAGUGGCUUGGUGCAAGAAGUGGGGGGUCCCGAUUGAGAAAAUUUACAACAAAACCCAGCGGGAGAAGUUUGCCUGGGCCAUCGACAUGGCCGAUGAGAACUACGAAUUUUAGCCAGUCUCAAGGGGCAGGGUUCUCUGAUAAGGAACAGUAUGGUUUGGGGAAGAUGGAUAAACUGUGAGCCUCGCUUGCCGUCGCACAUGAGGGAGAGAGGCAGCAAGUCUUAACAAACCAACAUCUUUGCGAAAAGAUAAACCUGGAGAUAUUAUAAGGGAGAGCUGAGCCAGUUGUCCUAUGGACAACUUAUUUAAAAAUAUUUCAGAUAUCAAAAUUCUAGCUGUAUGAUUUGUUUUGAAUUUUGUUUUUAUUUUCAAGAGGGCAAGUGAAUGGGAAUUUGUCAGAGUUCUGCCAGGCAAAUUCACUGUUUCACUGAAACGUUUGGAUUCUCUUAGCUACUGUAUACGAAGUCCGAUUAUAUUGGUGCGUUUUUACAGUUAGGGUUUUGCAAUAACUUCUAUAUUUUAAUAGAAAUGAAUUCCUAAACUCCCUCCCCUCUCCCCAUUUCAGGAAUUUAAAAUUAAGUAGAACAAAAACCCAGCGCACCUGUUAGAGUUGUCACUAUCUAUUGUCAUGGGAACCAGUUUUCAUUAAACUUGAAGCAGUCGUGAUAUCGGCAGUGUUUUGGUUCAGACACCUGUUCACAGAAAAGCAUGAUGGGAAAAUAUUUCCUGACUUGAGUGUUCCUUUUUAAAUGUGAAUUUUUAUUUCUUUUUAAUUAUUUUAAAAUAUUUAAACCUUUUUCUUGAUCUUAAAGAUCGUGUAGAUUGGGGCCGGGAGGGACGAGGGGUGAGUGAGUCUGAGGAUAAUGAAAUAAUCAGUGACUGAAUCCAUUUUCCCAUCAUCCUUUGUUCUGAGCAUUCUCCGUACCCUUUAAAAUAUUCCUCUUUUUCUUUUUAAACCCCAAUCUUUCACUUGAAAGGUUUUAUUGUAUAAAAAGUUCCACAGGUCAAUAAAUAUAGAGGAAAAUGAGUAUUUGGUCCAAAAAAGGAAAAAUAAUCAAGAUUUUAGGGCUUUUAUUUUUUCUUUUGUAAUUGUGUAAAAAAAUGGGGGAAAAAACAUAAAAAGCAGAAUUUUAAUGUGAAGACUUUUUUUGCUAUAAUCAUUAGUUUUAGAGGCAUUGUUAGUUUAGCGUGUGUGCAGAGUCCAUUUCCCACAUCUUUCCUCAAGUAUCUUCUAUUUUUAUCAUGAAUUCCCUUUUAAUCAACUGUAGGUUAUUUAAAAUAAAUUCCUACAACUUAACGGAAA
This is a messenger RNA of Trichechus manatus latirostris (Florida manatee), 6188 nucleotides long. RefSeq names its product DNA topoisomerase I (gene TOP1). Gene Ontology annotation, biological process: chromosome segregation; DNA topological change; DNA replication. Gene Ontology annotation, cellular component: chromosome; nucleolus. Lineage: Eukaryota; Metazoa; Chordata; Mammalia; Sirenia; Trichechidae. The transcript has 13 exons. The coding region runs from base 3438 to 4997 and encodes 519 amino acids. The record is from RefSeq and is a predicted model, not a curated record. Gene Ontology annotation, molecular function: DNA topoisomerase type I (single strand cut, ATP-independent) activity; DNA binding.